GUAAAUUUUUUAUUUACGAUAGUGGAACGUUUUUGUCAAAAAUGUUUAGUUUUAUUAUUUAAUUUUAAUCUUGUAGUUAAUAAGACAUCUCCUCUGUAACCAUGAGUGAGGCUGGCAGUGAAAAUGAAGCGAGCUCAAGGCGAAUCCAAGAGAGGGUUGUGGAAAUGUUGGAACGAGAUUUUUUGGCUGCUGAAAUGAAGAUCGCCCUCCUGGUGUGUGCACUUGACAGUUAUCGUUAUGACAGCGUUUUGAGACCAUUUCCAGCCGUUGGUUUAAGAGACGAUGGAUCAAAAGAUGUGCAGAAACUGACUCAACUAUGCAAUUCUAUGCCCAAACUGGCAUCAAUUAUAUUAGAAGGACAAGGUUCGUCACUUUCCUUUGAUGGAUGGCAACUUCUUGACUGGCUUAUGGGGAAAACGCUAGAUAUUGUUACUCUCGACAAAUCAAAUUCUCUAUUUGGUGAAGGGACCUAUCUAUCCAGUGACCUAAAUGUCUGUGUUUAUACUCUCUAGAAUUCUCUAUUUGGUGAAGGGACCUAUCUAUCCAGUGAYCUCAAUGUCUCCAUGCAGUAUAGCAAAUACAAUAAAAUAUGGACAAAUAGUACACUAGGAAGCAAAAUGAGCUGUGUUGCCGUAUGUGAGGUGCUUGAUCAUCCAGAUGUUAAAUGUACACAAAACAAAAAUGCCAGAAAUGGAGACACUAAUCUAUCAGGCCGAGCAAGAGCAAAGAACAGUGAAGGUGGCGAUGUCCCUGAGAGAUAUUAUGUGGUUACAAAUAAUGAACUUUUGAGAGUAAAAUAUUUGUUGGUAUAUGUUGAAAAACAUCGACCCAAAAGGUCAUCAUCAUGGAGUUGGUUCACAAAGAUAAUGAUUUUUUAUAUAUUGAUACUUAUUAUUCUGGGCUUUACCAGAACAAGAAUAUACAAUGGCAUCCGUUCUAAGAUAUUUGGUACUCACAGUGAAUUGUGACAGCUUGUACCAAUUAGCAGAUUAGUGUUUGUAAUAUUUUAAGUCAUAUUGUUAUAUCAAUUAAAAUUACCAUCAGUGAUGAUACGGAAUGAUUUUCAUUUGAUUAUGAAAGAAUACUAGACCUUUUUCAAAAGAGCCACCAAAAAAUGCUCUUAAAGGCCCAGUUUGCACCAUUAUGCUUUGCGCACCUCUGUUAUCAGUUAUGAHUACACCAAACUGAAAACACUUCUGGUAUCCAAAUAUGACGAAUGUCAGAUGGUUGAAAACUCUAAUAAUAUUAGUACCGUUUAAAGCGCUUAAAAAAGUGAGAUGAUCAAAGAUUUGGAACGCACAGUACAAUAUUUUAUAGACUUUCUGUAAACUGAAAAUGGUCACCUCCAGGCCCUCAUGGCCCCCAAAGCAAAAUGGUGCACACUGGGCCUUUAAAACUACAUUAUGUAAAAGUCAUUAUGUGAGCCAGCUAUUUUAUCAGACUAAGAAAUUCCUUGACUUGUUGACAGUAGGUAGCCAUACACUUGUUAUAAUAAACUGAUCAUGGACUUUGA
Messenger RNA from Exaiptasia diaphana, 1513 nucleotides. Its product is annotated as protein mono-ADP-ribosyltransferase PARP16-like. The record is from RefSeq and is a predicted model, not a curated record. The transcript has 4 exons. Gene Ontology annotation, biological process: endoplasmic reticulum unfolded protein response. Gene Ontology annotation, cellular component: nuclear envelope; endoplasmic reticulum tubular network; membrane. Gene Ontology annotation, molecular function: kinase binding; protein serine/threonine kinase activator activity; NAD+ poly-ADP-ribosyltransferase activity. Lineage: Eukaryota; Metazoa; Cnidaria; Anthozoa; Actiniaria; Aiptasiidae.